Molecule: messenger RNA, 2733 nt
Organism: Hypomesus transpacificus
Lineage: Eukaryota; Metazoa; Chordata; Actinopteri; Osmeriformes; Osmeridae
Gene: slc18b1
Product: solute carrier family 18 member B1
Exons: 14
Coding region: 346-1707 (453 amino acids)
Biological process (GO): transmembrane transport
Molecular function (GO): transmembrane transporter activity
Source: RefSeq, a predicted model, not a curated record
GCACAACCGUGGAAGAAGUAGGAGGGAUCUGAGCGUCAAUACACCGCCCCAGCUGAAACCAACAGUUUGCGAUUUCUUGCAAGUGCAAAGGGCACCCGCACUGCGAACUAACCUUGGACAAGCUGGAUACAGUCAUGAUAUCGGGGCUUUUAAGUGCCAUCAAAUGUAAUGGUCAAACUAUACUAUACUAAACCUCACUCAAUGAAAUUAUGUGAUCGUUACGUGAUUACCCAUGAGUUGAAGUAUUCUGAGUUUUGGGACCACGAAUUAUCCUUUCUCGUUUGCCUCUAACAGAAAUUCUUGGCAUUUAUCACUUAAAUUACGUGACGGGAACAUAACUCUAAGAUGGAUCCAGGUCUCACUGAUGUUCAUCAAACAGAUGACAGGAAACCAGAGGAAUCGACAGGUCCUCGUCCAAGGAUGUCAAGACAACAGAUCCUCACACUAAUAUCUAUGGCGUCUGUAAACUUCAGCUCAAUGAUUUGCUAUUCCAUUUUAGGACCAUUUUUCCCGAACGAGGCAGUAAAGAAAGGAGUGAACCAGACCACCAUUGGGCUGAUAUUUGGGUGUUAUGCUGUAUGCAAUCUGAUUGGUGCCUUGGUUCUGGGUAAAUAUAUUGUCCAGAUAGGGGCGAAGUUCAUGCUUAUUGCAGGCUUAUUUGUCUCUUCAGGAUGCACAAUUCUUUUUGGGUUGCUGGACAGAGUUCCCGAAGGAACACCUUUCAUCGUGCUCUGUUUCAUCACACGCUCAGUCGACGCUGUGGGAUUCGCUGCAGCCAUGACCUCCUCCUUCGCAGUUUCAGCAAAAGUUUUCCCAAACAAUAUAGCGACUGUUUUGGGGAGCUUGGAGAUCUUUACAGGGUUGGGUCUCAUUUUGGGGCCGCCUCUCGGGGGUUGGUUGUACCAGUCAUUUGGAUAUGAGGUUCCCUUUAUGACGCUGGGCUGCUUCCUGUUUCUGAUGGUCCCCUUCAAUAUCUAUAUACUACCACACUUUGAUGCUGAUCCGACUAAGGAUUCCUUCUUCCGGCUGUUUACUCAUCUGAAGAUUGUGCUGAUCUGCUUCAUCAUAUUCACCCUCAGCUCUGGGCUGGGCUUUCUGGACGCCACCCUGUCCUUGUAUGCCAUUGACAAGUUUAAUCUCUCCCCAGGUUUUGUAGGACUCCUCCUUUUAGGCUUGUCGUUACCCUACUGUGUUGCAUCGCCUAUCCUGGGCAUUAUUAGUGACAAGUUUCCUUCGACCAGGUGUUGGUUCAUGGUGGUUGGAGGAUUCACCACAGCGCUGGCUUUCUGCUUCCUGGGCCCUCUCCCACUAUUACACAUUCAAAGUCAGCUUUGGCUGUUGGUGUUCAUGCUAGGCGUCAUUGGAUUCUCCCUGGGCAUGACAGCCAUCCCGACCUACCCAGAGAUACUUCUCUGUGCACUUGAAAAUGGAUUUGAGGAGGGGCUUGGUACGCUUGGACUGGUGUCAGGAUUGUUUGGAGCUGUUUGGUCCAUCGGGAUGUUUUGUGGUCCAACACUCGGUGGCUUUCUCACGCAACAUCUGGGUUUUGAGUUGGCUGCAGCUAUCCAGGGAGGACUGGCGUUUCUGGCGGCCUCCCUUCUUGGCUUGUACUAUCUCUUUCGAAGAAUCUUCUAUCUGAGGGUUUCACAUGAGAGUAGGUUUGAAGCCACCAAUGAAAGGACUCCUCUUCUCAACACUGAUAUCUGACCAGUGGCUGUCUGAACUAGACACACCAGAACUCCAUCGGGGUUCUGCAUGGAACGUUGUCUUGCCAAGCGAAGCAAAACUCUCAGAUUUUAUAUGUGUAUAAGUUUUUGAUGUGUAUAUGACAUUUUUGUAGCAGCUGAAUGUAAUGUCUUUAUUCAUGGGAGAUGAACAUUGUGUCAUUAAUGACUAAUAAGGGUUGUGUUUUUGUGAUCUGAAAUGUAUAUCAUUUGAAUUGAACUGGAGAACCAAACUGUCUGACAUUUAAAACCCCUCAAUCUGGUAUAACCACACAGGGUGGAAUGAAUAGCAAAGGGCUUGGGUAACAGGUUGCAAUGUAAACAUGUGUGCUGUGAUUGUGCAGCCCAGUGUGUUAACGCCAGGCCACUCCACACCCCGUGACUAGGAUUGCUCCUGGCUGAGCCGUGUGCGGCAGCUCCUGGCUGCUGAUCCUCAUCAGCGCGGGGGAGACGGAAUGACCAGUUUAGUUACUUCAUGAGUUGGCUUGAUUCAUGGUCAUUGUCCAUGGAGCACAUUGGUAUCAGCCUAAGUAUUGUGAUGUAAUUGUUAUGAAUCAAAAUGGCAAAAUGAAGGUUCCCAUGGUAUUUGAAGAUUCAUUAUGCCAAAUUCUGACACUUCUACUAGACAACAAAUCUAAGAAGGAAAUGUCUUUAGAGUGCCAAGAAAUGUAUUGAACAUGGUUACAAAAUAUACUACCCAGAUGCAGUACUCCAGUAAUCCACAUUUGAUUAAGACAAAAAUGGGAUACAAAUAGACAACAAAACCCACUUGGCAACUAUUAUUAAAUGCUCCAUGCUACUGCAAAAGGGUUACAAACUUUCUUAAUCUAAGAAUCCUAAGAAAAUAGCUCUGUAGCAUUACAUAAAUGUCUGGUUAAAAAACACUGCUUAUGAGAAUUUUAGAUAUGUUCACCGCAAUAAAUACAAACAUACAUGUAUCAAAACAUUAAAAAAGAAAACUGUCUACUAUCUUUGUGCACUCCUGGUGCACAAAGAGAAUCUGUUCUGU